AUGGAGCUGGCACGUCAGGAGCUGGAGGGGCUGCAGGGGCGGGGGGGGGCAGCGGGGACAGUGGAGGAUGCGGGGCCAGGGGUUAUACCCUUGCGCGGGCCACAUUGGUUGGUGGCAGGCAGAGUGCCUCAGUGCAAGUGCGCAUGGCAAUGGAUGCGCUCUGCUUGCUUUGCUUUGCCCUACGUUGCAUGUCCCAACAUCCAUUCAUCCCCCAACCAACCAACCCCAGCUGGGCAGUGGGAACAGCUGGCCAGAGUGCUCCGCAGGGCAGCAGCGCAGAGUGCACGUGUGCGAGUGCGCAUGGCAAUGGAUGCGCUGUGCUUUGCGGACGAGCGCUGGCUCGUGUGCGGCUCUGAUACCACGGGAUCUGCGCCGUCCACCAUCGUCCUCUGGGAUACCUCCCGCCCCCCCUCCUCCUCCGCUGCACCCUCUGCCUCGCCUGCUACUACUGCCACUCCUGGUGCCUCUGCUCCCAGUGCGGGACCCUCUGUGUUCCACAUGCCUGCCUUUUCCUCAUUCGUAACAUGUGUGGCCGCCAACCCCACCGACUCUCGAACCAUCGUUGCUGGCGGCGGGGAUGGCGGCGUGGCUCUCUUUGAUUCACGCAUGCACAAGGCCAUCACUCGCUUCUCACUGGGAGGCAGUUUUGAGGUGAGAGGGAUCAGAGGGGCGAGGGGAAGGGAGGUGACGUCAGCAGCGUUCAGCCCCUGUGGUCGGUUUUUCCAUGCUGCCUGCUCGGCCAACUGCUGCUUCCUCUUCGACUCCCGCUGCCUCCCCUCCUCCUCCUCCUCCGCUGCUGCUCCCCCCUCCUCCUCGUCCGCUCCCCCUUCCUCUUCCUCCUGCCCCUCCCCCUCUCUGCGCGCUCUCUUCUGCCUCUCCCACGGCCCACCCAUGCCGUCAGUGCAGCACUCCGUGCAGCAUGCGGGCUUUGUGGAUUGUGGGGACGAAGGGGUCAAUGAUGCCAGGUGGCUCUCUGCUUCGCCUGGCUUCGUGACUGCCAGUGGCAAUGGCAGUGUGGCUGUGUGGGACGUCUCUUUGGCCGAUCCCCUCACUGCCUUCUCCUUCGCACACACUCGAUCUAUCAACACUGUAAAGCAGUCCACAUGCCUGGCUGACAAGGCUGUUGCUUUGGCGUCCCCCUCCCUGCAUGGCAGGUUGCGCGGCCACCCGGUGACGCCUGCAUUGCCUUUUGAGGCGUCUCAAAAGCCUUUUCUCUGCUCCUCCUCCCCCUCCCUCCAUGACCAGGUGGCAGUGGCACCCGAUGAUGCCUGCAUUGCCACCGGAGGGGAUGAUCAGAAAGUGGUGAGCGCAUUUCUCUCCCCUCUCGUCCAUUCCUAG
This is a messenger RNA of Closterium sp. NIES-65, 1338 nucleotides long. NCBI's taxonomy places the organism in Eukaryota, Viridiplantae, Streptophyta, Zygnematophyceae, Desmidiales, Closteriaceae. The record is from the annotation of a GenBank genome assembly.